AGAAUAUGGCACAACUGGCGUCGGAAGAACACCGACGGGCUACCCGGUACUAUGUUGAUGCUGUGGGCUUCAUGCGCUGUACCGUUUGGGGUCUAUGCCAUAGUCCAGGCAAGUUUUCUGGCACUUCAACUACAACCGCAGUGUUUCGGCGGUCUCACCCUUAUUGCAUGGGGCCAGACUCUCUACUAUGGAAACAAAUGGAGAGCAUGGACUGCAACGGUAGCUACUGUGGGCAUGAUGGUUGCUUUCGCUGCAUCAGAAGCAAUUCUUAUCCUUACGCUCCGCAUACCGUACUACAAAGGAGUCGAAUGGCCUAUGAUGAUGAUGGCUAUCCUGGCUUCGGUCAUGCAAUGCUUGGGUCUAGUCAUGCCGUACUUCGAGCUGGCCAAACGACAAGGUCGCGUAAUUGGUAUUGACUUCUGGUUCCUUCUAAUUGAUUAUUCGGGCGCCUUCUUCUCCCUAAUGGCACUGGUAGCACAGCAUACCUUCGAUGCGCUCGGUGGAUCCAUGUACAUAGUUGCCAUGACACUCGAAACGGGAAUCGUUGCGUCCCAGGCUAUAUGGCUCUGGCGCGUACGACACAUUCGGCACGAAGCAAAGAAGCUAGGCAUGACAUACGACGAAUACGUUGAUGCGAAUCCGUCGAAGAAGCUGUCCCGGAAAGCAUCCCUGGAAACAGUCGCCGACGUGGAGGCAGCCCACCCCGAGGAACCAGCCGUCCCGAAGAAGUGCCUCCCUAGGACACAAGAGAAGGUCUCCACUGAGGAGCCCACGAAUACGAAAACCAACAGUGCUCAAUUGCAUGAACAGACCCUGGGAGCACCCGAAAAAGCGGUCACCGCGAGCAGAUGA
Messenger RNA from Paraphaeosphaeria sporulosa, 852 nucleotides. RefSeq lists its product as uncharacterized. NCBI's taxonomy places the organism in Eukaryota, Fungi, Ascomycota, Dothideomycetes, Pleosporales, Didymosphaeriaceae. The transcript is spliced from 7 exons. The record is from RefSeq and is a predicted model, not a curated record. The annotation marks the transcript as partial.